Molecule: messenger RNA, 4011 nt
Organism: Closterium sp. NIES-65
Lineage: Eukaryota; Viridiplantae; Streptophyta; Zygnematophyceae; Desmidiales; Closteriaceae
Source: the annotation of a GenBank genome assembly
AUGUCGGAUCCGAGGUAUCCUCAGGGCUAUCCGCCUCCGCAGGGUUACCCAGGGUAUCCUCCUCAGGGUUACCCUCCACCGCAAGGCGGUUAUCCUCCGCAACAGGGUUACCCGCCUCCACCCACCGGCUACCCCCCUUAUCCCCCUCAAGGAUAUCCUCCACAGGGUUACCCAGCCGCCGGCUACCCCCCUCAGGGAUAUCCGCCACAGGGGUACCCGCCUCCCGCCGGCUAUCCCCCUCAAGGAUACCCGCCUGCCGGCUACCCGUCUGGUUCUGCGUACGCCGCACCCCGCGGCUACCCAGCUGGUAAUGUGGCUCACGUGUAUGUGGGCCGCCCCAACCACAAGUUCAAGGGGAGGAAGUUCAAGGGCUUCGUUGGCAAGCGCAAAGGUCUUUUCCUUGGCAAACGCAAGGCGUUCAUUGGCAAGAGGAAAGGCUUUAUUGGCAAGAGGAAAGGGGUCUUUGGCAGGAGGAAAGGCUUCUUCAAGUUCCACCAUUCGCGGUCGCUUGCCCGCGACAUCACGGUUCUCGCUCUCUCGUACGUCGUUUCCUCGCGUAGUCCGCGAUCGCGCUCCCCUUCUGUUCGCCCGCCCAUCCGCAAGUCGCUCCCGUCACCCUACCUUCCGCCCGUCACCGUCCCUUCCGCCCGUCACCCUCCCUUCCGCACGCCGCUCUCCCUUCCGCACGCCGCUCUCCCUUCCGCACGCCGCUCUCCCUUCCGCACGCCGCUCUCCCUUCCGCACGCCGCUCUCCCUUCCGCACGCCGCUCUCCCUUCCGCCCGUCGCCCACCCUUCCGCCCAUCGGACUCUCUUCCGCACGCCGCUCUCCCUUCCGCCCGUCGCCCUCCCUUCCGCCCAUCGGACUCUCUUCCGUCCGUCUCUCUCCCUUUCGUACGCCGCUCUCCCUCCCGCCCGUCGCCGUCCCUUCGUCCCGUCGCCCUGCCUCCCGCUCGUCCACUCGCAAUCCCUGUCUUCCUCUCUCCCCGUCGCCCUUGCCAUCCCUCCCGUCUCCCUUCCCGUUUCCUGUCACCUUUCCCUGCUUCCCCCCAUCCCCUUCCCUGCUUCCACCCAUGCACCUCCCUGCUUCCCCCCAUCCCUUUCCGUGCUUCCCCCCAUCCCCUUCCCUGCUUCCACCCAUGCACCUCCCUGCUUCCCCCCAUCCCUUUCCGUGCUUCCCCCCAUCCCCGUCCCUGCUCCCCCCCAUCCCAUUCCCUGCUUUCCCCCUUCCCAUUCCCUGCCUCCCCCCAUCCCAUUCCCUGCAUUCCCCCAUCCCCGUCCCUGCUUCCCCCCCUCCCCUACCCUGCUCCCCCCCUCCCCUUCCAUGCUUCCCCCGAUCGCCUUCCCAGCUUCCCUCCCCCCUUCCCCUUCCCUGCUUCCCCCCCUCCCCGUCCGUGCUUCCCCCCAUCCUCUUCCCUGCUUCCCCCCAUCCUCUUCCCUGCUCCCCCCCUCCCCUUCCCUGCUUCCCCCAAUCCCCUUCCCUACUUUCCCCCAACCCCUUCCCUGCUUCCCCGUGUCCCCUUCCCUGCUUCCCCCCCUCCCCAUCCGUGCUUCCCCCCUUCCCCUUACCUGCUCCCCCCCAUGCCCUUCCCGGCUUCCACCCAUCCCUUUCCCUGCUUCCCCCCAUCCCUUUCCCUGCCACCCCCCCUCCCCUUCCCUGCUCCCCCCCUCCCCUUCCAUGGCUCCCCCUAUCCCCUUUUCCGCUUCCCCCCUUCCCCUUCCCUGCUGCCCCAUGUCCCCUUCCCUGCUUCCCCCCCUCCCCUUCCCUGCUUUCCCCUCAUCUCAUUCCCUGCUUUCCCCUCAUCUCCUUCCCUGCUUUCCCCUCAUCUCAUUUUUUGCUUUCCCCUCAUCUCAUUCCCGGCUUUCCCCUCAUCUCAUUCCCUGCUUUCCCCUCAUCUCAUUCCCUGCUUUCCCCUCAUCUCAUUCCCUGCUUUCCCCUCAUCUCAUUCCCUGCUUUCCCCUCAUCUCAUUCCCUGCUUUCCCCUCAUCUCCUUCCCUGCUUUCCCCUCAUCUCCUUCCCUGCUUUCCCCUCAUCUCAUUCCCUGCUUUCCCCUCAUCUCAUUCCCUGCUAUCCCCUCAUCUCAUUCCCUGCUUUCCCCUCAUCUCCUUCCCUGCUUUCCCCUCAUCUCCUUCCCUGCUUUCCCCUCAUCUCAUUCCCUGCUUUCCCCUCAACUCAUUCCCUGCUUUCCCCUCAUCUCAUUCCCUGCUUUCCCCUCAUCUCAUUCCCUGCUUUCCCCUCAUCUCAUUCCCUGCUAUCCCCUCAUCUCAUUCCCUGCUUUCCCCUCAUCUCCUUCCCUGCUUUCCCCUCAUCUCCUUCCCUGCUUUCCCCUCAUCUCCUUCCCUGCUUUCCCCUCAUCUCAUUCCCUGCUUUCCCCUCAUCUCAUUCCCUGCUAUCCCCUCAUCUCAUUCCCUGCUUUCCCCUCAUCUCCUUCCCUGCUUUCCCCUCAUCUCCUUCCCUGCUUUCCCCUCAUCUCAUUCCCUGCUUUCCCCUCAACUCAUUCCCUGCUUUCCCCUCAUCUCAUUCCCUGCUUUCCCCUCAUCUCCUUCCCUGCUUUCCCCUCAUCUCCUUCCCUGCUUUCCCCUCAUCUCAUUCCCUGCUUUCCCCUCAACUCAUUCCCUGCUUUCCCCUCAUCUCAUUCCCUGCUUUCCCCUCAUCUCAUUCCCUGCUUUCCCCUCAUCUCAUUCCCUGCUAUCCCCUCAUCUCCUUCCCUGCUUUCCCCUCAUCUCCUUCCCUGCUAUCCCCUCAUCUCAUUCCCUGCUUUCCCCUCAUCUCCUUCCCUGCUUUCCCCUCAUCUCCUUCCCUGCUUUCCCCUCAUCUCCUUCCCUGCUAUCCCCUCAUCUCAUUCCCUGCUUUCCCCUCAACUCAUUCCCUGCUUUCCCCUCAUCUCAUUCCCUGCUUUCCCUUCAUCUCAUUCCCUGCUUUCCCCUCAUCUCAUUCCCUGCUUUCCCCUCAUCUCAUCUCAUUCCCUGCUUUCCCCUCAUCUCAUUCCCUGCUUUCCCCUCAUCUCAUUCCCUGCUUUCCCCUCAUCUCAUUCCCUGCUUUCCCCUCAUCUCAUUCCCUGCUUUCCCCUCAUCUCAUUCCCUGCUUUCCCCUCAUCUCAUUCCCUGCUUUCCCCUCAUCUCAUUCCCUGCUUUCCCCUCAUCUCAUUCCCUGCUUUCCCCUCAUCUCAUUCCCUGCUUUCCCCUCAUCUCAUUCCCUGCUUUCCCCUCAUCUCAUUCCCUGCUUUCCCCUCAUCUCAUUCCCUGCUUUCCCCUCAUCUCAUUCCCUGCUUUCCCCUCAUCUCAUUCCCUGCUUUCCCCUCAUCUCAUUCCCUGCUUUCCCCUCAUCUCAUUCCCUGCUUUCCCCUCAUCUCAUUCCCUGCUUUCCCCUCAUCUCAUUCCCUGCUUUCCCCUCAUCUCAUUCCCUGCUUUCCCCUCAUCUCAUUCCCUGCUUUCCCCUCAUCUCAUUCCCUGCUUUCCCCUCAUCUCAUUCCCUGCUUUCCCCUCAUCUCAUUCCCUGCUUUCCCCUCAUCUCAUUCCCUGCUUUCCCCUCAUCUCAUUCCCUGCUUUCCCCUCAUCUCAUUCCCUGCUUUCCCCUCAUCUCAUUCCCUGCUUUCCCCUCAUCUCAUUCCCUGCUUUCCCCUCAUCUCAUUCCCUGCUUUCCCCUCAUCUCAUUCCCUGCUUUCCCCUCAUCUCAUUCCCUGCUUUCCCCUCAUCUCAUUCCCUGCUUUCCCCUCAUCUCAUUCCCUGCUUUCCCCUCAUCUCAUUCCCUGCUUUCCCCUCAUCUCAUUCCCUGCUUUCCCCUCAUCUCAUUCCCUGCUUUCCCCUCAUCUCAUUCCCUGCUUUCCCCUCAUCUCAUUCCCUGCUUUCCCCUCAUCUCCAGGUGUUGUCCACAUCCAUCAAAACCUGCUUGCCACCCAUACCAGGCUUGUGCACUGUCCUUCCUGCCAUGCUCAUACCCUUGCUCUCCACUCACCCCCUUGUUCUCCCUCGCCCCACUCCCCACCCAUCCGCCUGCGCAAAAGCAGAUCUAG